AUGACUCAAGAGCCCCACCCACAGAUUCCGAUCCUGCAGCUUCGCGGAACCAAUAGCCACAGCAGCCCCACGGGAAGCUACCAUUACCGCCCAUGCAGACCACCUAUCUCCAUAGAGACCAUCUACCUCGCAGCAGACCAUUUACCUCCUAGCAGACCAUCUACCUCCAUUUACCUCCCAGCAGACCAUCUACCUCCAAGGAGACCAUCUACUUCCCAGCAGACCAUCUACCUCUAUUUACCUCCCAGCAGACCAUCUACCUCCAAGGAGACCAUCUACCUCCCAGCAGACCAUCUACCUCUAUUUACCUCCCAGCAGACCAUCUACCUCCAAGGAGACCAUCUACCUCCAAGGGGACCAUCUACCUCCAUUAACCUCCCAGCAGACCAUCUACCUCCAAGGAGACCAUCUACUUCCCAGCAGACCAUCUACCUCUAUUUACCUCCCAGCAGACCAUCUACCUCCAAGGAGACCAUCUACCUCCCAGCAGACCAUCUACCUCCAAGGAGACCAUCUACUUCCCAGCAGACCAUCUACCUCUAUUUACCUCCCAGCAGACCAUCUACCUCCAAGGAGACCAUCUACCUCCAAGGGGACCAUCUACCUCCAUUAACCUCCCAGCAGACCAUCUACCUCCAUCUACCUUCCAGCAGACCAUCUACCACCCAGGAGACCAGAUACCUCCCAGCAGACCAUCUACUUCCCAGCAGACCAUCUACCUCCCAUCUACCUGUCAGAAAACCAUCUACCUCCAUCUACCCCUCAGCAGAGCAUCUACCCUUCAGCAGACCAUUUACCUCCAUCUACCCCUCAGCAGACCAUUUACCUCCAUCUACCCCUCAGCAGACCAUUUACCUCCAUCUACCUCUCAGCAGACCAUCUACCUCUCAGCAGACCAACUACCCCUCAGAAGACCAUCUACCUCUCAGAGAGCCAAGCAGUCCAGGAGGGUCCAACAUUCCAGAUCCAGGGUCUUCAGACACCCUGUGA
This is a messenger RNA of Esox lucius (northern pike), 990 nucleotides long. Its product is annotated as nuclear pore complex-interacting protein family member B11-like. The coding region runs from base 1 to 990 and encodes 329 amino acids. The transcript is spliced from 2 exons. The record is from RefSeq and is a predicted model, not a curated record. NCBI's taxonomy places the organism in Eukaryota, Metazoa, Chordata, Actinopteri, Esociformes, Esocidae.